CCCAGCCAAUCAGAGCGCCUUACCAGCAGCAGCCACCAUCCGCUAGCUCCUUUUAGCAUCUUUAGCUAACCCCCCGGAGCCAGAGACCCUCCUGUCCGCUCUAUGUCCGUUAUGUGUGUCGCUUGAUUCCUCCUGAAGUUGACGGUGCGAGCGACUGAAGCGAAGCUGCGGUGUGAAGAUGCAGUUCAUGCUGCUGUUCAGCCGGCAGGGAAAGCUGCGUCUACAGAAAUGGUACGUGCCUCUGUCCGACAAGGAGAGGAAGAAGAUCUCCAGGGACCUGGUGCAGACCAUACUGGCCAGGAAACCCAAGAUGUGCAGCUUCUUGGAGUGGAGGGACCUCAAGAUUGUGUACAAGAGAUAUGCAAGCCUAUACUUCUGCUGUGCAGUCGAGGAUCAGGACAACGAGCUGAUCACGUUGGAAAUCAUCCACAGAUACGUGGAGCUGCUGGACAAAUACUUUGGCAGUGUCUGUGAGCUGGAUAUCAUCUUCAACUUUGAGAAGGCCUACUUCAUCCUGGAUGAGUUCCUGCUGGGCGGAGAGGCCCAGGAGACGUCCAAGAAGAACGUGCUGAAGGCCAUUGAGCAAGCCGACCUGCUGCAGGAGGAGGCUGAGGCACCACGGAGCGUUUUAGAGGAGAUUGGGCUGACAUAAAUCACCUCUCUGCUGCCUCGCCGUUCUUUACUCCAAUUCAGAUCUGGCAACAUCCAUGACCCCCCCCCCCACCUUCUCCUGGUCACUGUGUCAGUGUUGUAUGUAUAUUAUCACCAUCUCUGUACUGUACUCUCCUGUAAUGUCCUUUCUAUGUGGUGCCAACUGUGCUUUUGAUGUGUCUCCUUAUGUACAAGCUCCCUCGCUGUAUUCCGCUGUGCUAUUAUCUUACAUCACUCUCGUAACUUUUUCAAAACACCACAGAGAACAAUGUAGCAACAACAUGAAAUCUCCAGCAUCAUAUUAAGAUCAUCCAUCAUCACCGAUUGAAGAGUUGGUUGUGCUGUUCAGCUUCAGGAACUUUUUAAGGUUCUGUUGAAGCUGCAGUUGGUUUGAGUCACAGAGUAAAGCAUUGGAUUUCAGGAAAGAAUAAAUACUCAGCUAUGGAAAUUAGAUUUCCCCCCCCCCCCCCACAAUUCUUAACUCUUCCAACCAAGUGGAUGAAAAAGACAUUUCUAUCAAAUAAUAGAUGUUAAAUUUUCUUCUUGUACAAAUUGAGUAAGGAGAAAUGUCAUUUUGGGCUGUUGUCUGGGACCCUGUUCAGACUUGGGUGUUCCCAUCUGCCCUGAUUGAUCUGAUCACACGUGGUCAGCGCCAAGUACUGGUCUGAACGCACCAAAAUGUGUCCUCAAUGCAUCCUGAGAUCCAAGCACUCAGACCAUAUUGGGAGUUUGUCUGCUUAGAGCUGUACACUCGUGACCGGGUCUGAGGGCGGAUGUUAAUAUCAAGUCUGAACAAAGCCUAGAAAUAACUUCUGAAAAGCAGCAGUGUUGUGAAAUGACCUCCUGGGUAGUUUUGUUUUCGAAUGAUCAUCAGAAAUGCAUUUUUUUGGAAGAUCUGUUGCUCAGCUCUGUUGCUCAAAUAUAACAAUUCAACUUUUAUCAACUUGGGCUCGUGCUAAUGUGGGAAACACUGAAACUGUUACAAUCACUUCUAUAUGGGUAAAUUCAGCCCUGCAGAGAAAUUAAAUUGAAGUACCAACAAUCAGUAUCAGGUUCGUAAAAGUUUGUUCGGUGACUCCUCUCCAGAAACUAACCAUUUCAUAUUUCUUUUUAAGAAGUGCAUGUUUACUUUUAAAAACCAGCUGUCUUUGUGUAGUUAGUGUAAAACUGUAUUUUCAUGUUUGCAUUUUUCUGACAAAGGCAUUUGUUUCAGAUGAAGUUUGUCACAGUCUCUGAAGUUAAAUCUUAGGUUGGUCUCUCCCUUAGUCUUAGGUCAGGAUAGUAUAGUGACCAAAAUCAAGGAAAAUGCUAUUUUAUGUAUUAUGAUAGUUUGGCUCACUCUUAAAGACUUAUUAACAUGACCAAAGAACACUGUGUUUAACCUUCUCAAUGGUGUCUAACAUGGCAGAAAAGGGAUUUAGGAUGGGAGGAUGUUUGGGUUAUUUGGUAACAAUAUAUAUAAAUACACACCAGUAUUAUGUUAUUAUUACAGUCCUUUUAAAGACAGGCGUAUCUUUAUGGAUCAGGAAGGUGGAAAGAUGAACUGCACAUAUCAGGGUACAUCAAUAAUAUUCAUCACUGACGGCUUGUUCAAGUCAACACGUUUCGAAACAGAUGCUCAUCCCAAACUGUUAUGGCAGUCCAGUGUUUUUUUAAUCUGCACUCUUAAAACCACAGUGUUUCUGUUCAGCAAAUAUUAAAGAAGUUCCUCUUUGAUUUGUGCAAAAUAAAUCUAUUACUUUUCUAUCAAA
Molecule: messenger RNA, 2402 nt
Organism: Pleuronectes platessa (European plaice)
Lineage: Eukaryota; Metazoa; Chordata; Actinopteri; Pleuronectiformes; Pleuronectidae
Product: AP-1 complex subunit sigma-2
Exons: 5
Coding region: 179-652 (157 amino acids)
Biological process (GO): vesicle-mediated transport; intracellular protein transport
Cellular component (GO): membrane coat; AP-1 adaptor complex; intracellular membrane-bounded organelle
Molecular function (GO): clathrin-cargo adaptor activity
Source: RefSeq, a predicted model, not a curated record